Ipomoea nil (Japanese morning glory) is the source of this 1478-nucleotide messenger RNA. Its product is annotated as actin-like. Gene Ontology annotation, cellular component: cytoplasm. The record is from RefSeq and is a predicted model, not a curated record. NCBI's taxonomy places the organism in Eukaryota, Viridiplantae, Streptophyta, Magnoliopsida, Solanales, Convolvulaceae. The coding region runs from base 134 to 1267 and encodes 377 amino acids. The transcript is spliced from 5 exons.
CACAGCUAACACCAGAACUCCAGAAGCAAGAAGAAGAAGAAGAACAGAGCUCCGAUUCCUUCGCGGCCUUGUCUGUCUUUCUCUCUCACUAUUCCCCCUCCGAUUCCGACUUCUAGAGAGGAAGUAGCAUAAGAUGGCCGAGGCAGAUGAUAUUCAACCACUUGUCUGUGACAAUGGGACAGGAAUGGUCAAGGCUGGGUUUGCUGGAGAUGAUGCUCCAAGGGCUGUGUUCCCUAGCAUUGUUGGUCGUCCUCGACAUACGGGUGUGAUGGUGGGUAUGGGUCAAAAGGAUGCGUAUGUGGGAGAUGAAGCUCAGUCGAAGCGGGGAAUUUUAACCCUGAAAUACCCAAUUGAACACGGGAUUGUUAACAACUGGGAUGAUAUGGAGAAGAUAUGGCAUCACACGUUUUAUAAUGAGCUUCGUGUGGCCCCCGAGGAGCACCCGGUGCUCUUGACCGAAGCACCUCUUAACCCUAAGGCUAAUCGCGAAAAGAUGACCCAAAUUAUGUUCGAGACGUUCAACGCCCCGGCUAUGUAUGUUGCCAUUCAAGCUGUUCUUUCCCUGUAUGCUAGUGGCCGUACUACUGGUAUUGUUUUGGAUUCGGGUGAUGGUGUGAGUCACACUGUCCCGAUCUACGAGGGUUACGCCCUUCCCCAUGCCAUCCUUCGUCUUGAUUUGGCUGGCCGGGAUUUGACCGAUCAUUUGAUGAAAAUCCUCACGGAGCGUGGCUACUCUUUCACCACCACAGCCGAGCGGGAAAUUGUGAGAGACGUGAAAGAAAAGCUUGCUUACAUAGCGCUCGACUAUGAGCAAGAGCUCGAGACUUCAAGGACUAGCUCGACUGUAGAGAAAAGCUACGAGCUCCCCGAUGGGCAAGUGAUCACCAUAGGUGCCGAGCGUUUCCGAUGCCCCGAGGUGCUUUUCCAGCCUUCGAUGAUUGGGAUGGAAGCAGCGGGAAUCCACGAGACCACGUACAACUCUAUCAUGAAAUGUGAUGUCGAUAUUAGGAAGGACCUGUAUGGGAACAUAGUGCUUAGCGGUGGUUCCACCAUGUUCCCGGGUAUCGCUGAUAGAAUGAGCAAGGAGAUUACGGCGUUGGCCCCGAGUAGCAUGAAGAUCAAGGUGGUGGCACCGCCCGAGAGGAAAUAUAGCGUCUGGAUUGGCGGCUCCAUCUUGGCUUCCCUUAGCACAUUCCAGCAGAUGUGGAUUGCUAAGGCAGAGUACGAUGAGUCUGGCCCAUCAAUUGUUCACAGGAAGUGCUUCUAAUUCUCGAAGAAAAAUGGUUUUUGAUGAUGGAAUGGGCUUCUUCUAUCGAGUCAGGUUGCAGAUUACCGCCUUAUAUUCUCUUCUACCGUUGAUUUUCUGUAUUUGUUGUUCACAUGUUGGAUGUAUGAAACCUUGAGAAAGGAAAGGAGUUGAUUUGGAUUUCAUUGUUCCAAUUCUUUUAUUUUUACCAACUUAUAAGUUUCAACUCUCA